GGACUUGAUAUAUGCCAACCUUAUAUACCCCAUUUAUCAUCAUAUCAAACAAACUACAUCACAGUUUUUUUUUUAGUACAGUGCUCAGUUGCAAGAGCACUGUGUUUUCAACAGUACUAAAUAAAGUGUCGGCAGACCAAUUUUUUUUUCCUCGAUUUCCACGCGCCACCGUGGAGAGGUUGUUUAGAGUAUGGAGGGUCUCUGCUACAUUUUCGUUUUUUGCAUGCUAGUGGGCUCCGCCGCCGCUGUGCAAGACCUACAUUGGCGUCCGGCCACAGCCACGUGGUACGGAAGCCCGGAAGGCGACGGCAGUGAUGGCGGCGCGUGCGGGUACGGGUCCCUGGUGGAUGUGAAACCGUUCAGGGCCCGAGUCGGGGCGGUGAGCCCGGUGCUGUUCAAGGGCGGCGAGGGGUGCGGCGCGUGCUACAAGGUGAGGUGUUUGGACCGUUCGAUAUGUUCGAGGAGGGCGGUGACUGUAAUUAUAACCGACGAGUGCCCCGGUGGGUACUGCUCCAACGGCCGCACGCAUUUCGAUCUCAGCGGCGCCGCUUUCGGAAGAAUGGCGGUUGCCGGCGGCGGAGGGCAGUUGCGUAACCGUGGGGAGCUUUCAGUCAUUUACAGGAGGACGGCGUGCAAAUAUCCAGGGAAAAACAUAGCGUUCCAUGUGAAUGAAGGAUCAACUGAUUAUUGGUUGUCUCUAUUAGUUGAAUUUGAGGAUGGAGAUGGUGAUCUUGGUUCCAUGCACAUCAGAGAGGUGAAUUCAAAUGAAUGGCUAGAAAUGACACACAUAUGGGGUGCGACAUGGUGCAUAAUAGCUGGACCUCUACGAGGGCCGUUCUCCGUAAGGCUAACAACUCUAUCCACCGGAAAAACCCUUUCUGCAAGAGACGUCAUCCCCAAAAAUUGGACUCCUAAAGCCACUUACACUUCUCGCCUCAACUUCUAAUUUCUACCGACAAAUAGUUAAGUGUGCACGCGAGCGCGACCGCGCGCGCCUGUUUUUCUCUCUCUCGAAAAAGAAAAAGUUGCCAAGAAAAGUCAAAAGUUGGAGCAAAAUGGUUUAACUUUAUCUUUAGCAGCAUUACUUUGGUAAAAUAUUGUGCAGUGUGUAGCCCUCUCCAAAGGAGAGAGUGCGUUUUUUUAUUAAGUGGUGUGUAAUAUUAUUAGUUUAUGUGUUGUCGGAGUUAGGUAUAGUUGGUUUUAUGGGUGCUUGUGUUUUCACAGAGACAGGGGCCAACUUGUAUGCAUGGUUUUAUGUUGUUUGCUUGCUUUAAUAAUUGUGAUAAUAAUAGUAAUUAUAAAUGUUUUUGAAAAA
Erythranthe guttata (spotted monkey flower) is the source of this 1315-nucleotide messenger RNA. It is a transcript of the gene EXPB3, whose product is annotated as expansin B3. Gene Ontology annotation, cellular component: extracellular region; plasmodesma. NCBI's taxonomy places the organism in Eukaryota, Viridiplantae, Streptophyta, Magnoliopsida, Lamiales, Phrymaceae. Gene Ontology annotation, biological process: sexual reproduction. The record is from RefSeq and is a predicted model, not a curated record.